CUUUGAGGCAGAGGACGGAGGGAUCGCGGUCUCCCAGAAGCCUGGAAACGAAAUAAAGAGCACUGGGGAACUGAGAGUGGUAGUGGAACCUUAGGAUGCUGGGUUGGAAAUCUAGUAGGAAGUAAGAGAGGCAACACUUGUUGGGACACGUGACUAGAAGUUACGGCCCUAAACUGCGCGGGAUGUAAAAAACGAAGUGAAAUACUUGAGUGUAUGCCCAGCCUUGAUGAAAGCCAACAGAGAAACGAAGCGCCUUUUUGUGGGUGGCCUUGGCCAGAAUAUUUCUGAGGCAGACCUACAAAAUCAGUUCAGCAGAUUUGGAGAAGUUUCUGAUGUGGAAAUCAUCACUCGGAAAGAUGACCAAGGAAACCCACAGAAAGUCUUUGCAUAUGUCAACAUCAGAGUAGCAGAAGCAGACCUGAAAAAAUGUAUGUCUGUUUUAAAUAAAACAAAAUGGAAAGGUGGAACUCUACAAAUUCAGCUAGCAAAGGAAAGUUUUUUACACAGAUUGGCCCAGGAGAGAAAAGAAGCAAAAGCAGAGAAAGGAAAAUCAACAACAAGCAACACCAACUUGUUAGAAAAGAUGGGAGUGGUGGAUUUCCAUUUGAAAGCUGUGCCAGGGACAGAAGUACCAGGGCACAAAAAUUGGGUUGUGAGUAAAUUUGGAAGAGUCUUACCUGUCCUUCACCUAAAGAAUCAACAUAAACGUAAAAUCAUAAAGUAUGAUCCCUCAAAAUACUGCCACAACCUAAAGAAAAUAGGGGAGGAUUUCACGAAUGCUAUCCCUAUAUCCAGCCUCACUUGGGAAUUGGAAGGAGGGAACGAUCCUGUGAGUAAGAAACGACGAGGAGAAUUCUCUGACUUUCACAGCCCUGCCAAGAAGAUAAUAAAAGUGCAGAAGAAUGAGGGUUCCACUGCAUCUCUGGCUUUGAGACCAAAACCUAGUAGCAUAAUGGAGAGUCCACAUUUAAUACAACAGCAGGCUGCACAAAAUACACCUCAUAAUUCCAUUACUCCUAAAUCACCCUGUGUACCUGAUUCUGAUAGUCAGAAACUUAAAAAUGUAGUUUUUCAGACUUCUGACUUAGAAACUACCAAAAAGAGAAAUAGCAUGUCUGAUGAUGAUAUUGAUUCUGAAGAUGAAUUAAGACUAAUGAUUGCAAGAGAGGAAAACCUAGAGAAAACUACAUGGUCCUCAAUAAAUGGAUCGGAAAAUGAUCCCUUUGAAGUUGUAAGAGAUGAUUUUAAAUCACAUUUUCACAGAUUUCAUACUUCAACAGGUUUAGGCAUCAAAAAUAAUGUCUUUUGCCUCAGUAGUGAAGAUAAUGUUAUGGGAAAUGAUUGUGACUCUGAUUCAGGAGAUACAGAUGAAAUCAUUGCAAUGAAAAAAAAUUCUGAUAAGAUCAAAAACAGUGUAGAAUUUUCACAAACAGAAAAGUCUAUGCACAAGAAAACUUAUUUGAAAAAUAGAAAAAGGUGUGAUCUUUCUGUUGAUUGCAUUAAAGUACAAAAAAGAAAAAACAAAGAGAUAGCCCUCAGUCGCAGAAUUAAGCCUCUUAGUUGUGAAUCUCCGACUGAGUCCAGUAGCAGUGAAGAUGCUGAUUCUGUAUCAGAAUCAACCGAGUCUGAAGGAGAUAAGGAGUAUAACACCAUGAUGAAAACCUGUCUCCAUAUGAAUCUCACUUUAGCUGAUUUGGAACAGUUGGCUGGCAGUAACCAGGAGGCGCCAAAAGAAGAUACUGAGAGCAAUGGCCGGAAAACCACUGCCAAGUCUGACAGGGCCUCCAAGAGCCACAGAACUCCAGGUGGCCUCCACAAAGGCCAACAAUGUAUUCAUCCUGAGGAGAUUGUGGCUUCCCUUUUAGAAGGAAAAGAGAACCCACAUGGAAAACAGGAACCAACGGAAAAUACCUUAAAGCCAAAAUUCCAGGCUUUCAAGGGAGUAGGCUGUCUCUAUGGAAAGGAAUCAGUGAAAAAAUCCUUGAAAGAGAGUGUUGCCUCUAACAAUAUUAAUAAAGAUCAUAAAUCCUUGAAACUUGAGGAUCCCAGGAGCAUGUCCAUGAAAAAAUGGUCCUUGUAUGCUAAUGGCCCAUCAAGUAAACUGACUCUUUUCCAACGUGCAAAGAAGGCAAAUGACUCAAACCAAAUUCAGCCUCAAAAGAGACAGUCUACUUCUGAGAGCCAGGCUCACAAGGUGGUAUUCCCUAGCAGUUCAGAAAAGGGAAAUGAAAAUCCUAUUUCUAGUCUAUUGCCACUAAAAGAUAAGAAAUCUUUGAGUCUUGGUGCCAAGACUCCCAGGAGAGACUUUGAUGAAGACUGUUGCCACGGGACUAGAAAUUCAGGAGAGAGCUCCGAAAAGAGGCCUGAUCUGUGCAGCCGCAAGGCCCCUGAGAAAUCACCAGAGGUCUCCUCCAGGAGGGACCCUCAGGGAAGCAAAACUGACUUCCCAUCAGAUGUUAAUGCUAAGGAUAAGCACGCUGAAGAUAAUCAGAAGCGUUUGGCAGCCUUAGAGGCAAGGCAGAAAGCCAAAGAAGUACAGAAGAAGUUGGUUCACAAUGCUCUGGCAAAUUUGGAUGGUUAUUCAGAGGACAAGCCAACGCACAUCAUCUUUGGUUCCAACAGUGAAAGUGAAACAGAGGAGACAUCCACUCAGGAGCAAAACCAUCCAGGAGAGGAACCAGUAAAAGAGUCCGUGGGUGGAGCCUCUGGGAAGCUCUUUGACAGCAGCGAUGAUGAGGAAUCUGGUUCCGAAGAUGACAGUAACAGGUUCAGAAUUAAACCUCAGUUUGAGGGCAGAGCUGGACAGAAGCUCAUGGAUUUGCAGUCUCUCUUCGGCACUGAUGACAGAUUUCGCAUGGACUCCCGAUUUCUAGAAGGUGAUAGUGAAGAGGAACGGGAAGAAAUAAAUGAAAAGAAAACUGCUGAGGAAGAAGAGCUUGCUGCAGAAAAGUUGAAAGCCCUGAAUGUUGUGCAGAGUGUUUUGCACAUCAACUUAAGCAGUUCUACAAGCAAAGGAUCAGUAGCUGCUAAGAAAUUUAAGGACAUCAUACGUUAUGAUCCAACAAGGCAUGACCAUGCCACUUAUGAAAGAAAAGGAGAUGAUAAACCAAAAGAAAGUAAAGCAAAACGAAAGAAGAAAAGGGAGGAAGCUGAGAAGCUACCUGAGGUAUCUAAAGAAAUGUACUAUAACAUUGCUACGGAUUUAAAACAAAUAUUCCAAACUACAAAAGAUACCAUUGAAAAGGAAGACAACACACCCUGGGAUGAGGACUCUGAUGGAGAGAAAGCCGAAGUAGUCCAGGACCCUACAGCUCUGAUGACUGGGGAUGAACAGCCCACCGGGUUCACAUUCUCCUUUUUUGAUUCACACACUAAAAAUGUAAAGGAAGAGACCUAUAGAGUUGAGGCAGUGAAACCUGGGAAGAUUGCCUGGCAGGGAGACCCUCGUUUCCAAGACAGCAGUUCAGAAGAGGAAGAUGUUACUGAAGAAACAGAUGACAAAAAGCCCAGCCCUGGAGAAGUAUCAUUACCUGAGAAAGAGACCACUAGAUAUUUCUUUUUCUCUAAGAAUGAUGAGAGACUUCAUGGUUCUGACUUAUUCUGGAGAGGAGUGGGAAGUAAUAUUAGCAGGAAUUCUUGGGAGGCCAGAACAAACAGCUUGCGUAUGGACUGUCGGAAGAAACAUAAAGAUGCCAAAAGGAGAGUGAAACCAAAAUAAUAAUGUCAUCAUUAGUUUUGAUACUGAAUGUGAACAAGGCUCACCUGUGGAAAUUAGAGUGAUCUAGAAAAUAAGUUUAGCCGACAAAGAAUUCAGAGUGAAAGAAUAUUCAAAAUUUUAUCUGAUGGAUAUCUUUCUGGUUGCUUUCUUUUUCUGUAGAUGUCCUCUUCAUUUGUUCCUAAUUACUUCAAAUAAUUAACCUGAACAUUUAUUUUAAUGAAGCACAAGACAGUCCCUCAAAAUACUUUUCGUAUAUAAUCUCUUUGCCCUCCAUCUUCAAUAACUAAUGGCUAUCUUCUGACACAAGGUGUACAUAAAGCCUUUUAAAAUAUA
Messenger RNA from Mesoplodon densirostris (Blainville's beaked whale), 4051 nucleotides. It is a transcript of the gene NOL8, whose product is annotated as nucleolar protein 8. The transcript is spliced from 17 exons. Gene Ontology annotation, molecular function: RNA binding. Bases 227 to 3718 code for a protein of 1163 amino acids. NCBI's taxonomy places the organism in Eukaryota, Metazoa, Chordata, Mammalia, Artiodactyla, Ziphiidae. The record is from RefSeq and is a predicted model, not a curated record.